AUGAAGAUGCCCAAGCUUUUCGAGGAUAAGGCCAUGUUUAUGGCCAAACUAGUCAUUGCUCUUCGAGUCGUCCAAGGCAUCUUUGCUUUGCUAGUGUUGGGCCUUUCGGCAUCUGUCAUCCACUGGUACCAAACCAAGACAAUCAUCUUCUCACCCGUUGAGUUCAACUUCCUCGUGUUCAAUUCCGUCUGGUCGCUACUCUCGCUCGCCGGCUUAUACUGCCUGCCAUGGCUCAUCCCACGGAUCCAACAUCACUACAUCACCUUCCCCCUCGACAUGUCCAACGCGCUCUUCUGGCUGUCCGGCUUCGCCGCGCUGUGCGCCUUCUUCGGCCGACUGCACUUCUGCCGUGGGUCAAUCUGCCAGGCCGCCCGGGCUGACGUCGCGUUCACAUCCUUCAGUUUCGCGCUGUGGACGGUCUCGGCGGUGUCGUCGACGCUCGCGCUGUACAAGUCGAAGCGCGGAUCGGGCAAUCAGCAGCAGGAGGGGGCGGCGGCCGAGAAAGGGGAGGAAACAAACAAAGAAGCUGCCGGGAUAAAGCCGGCGUCAGCAGAGCAAACUGACGCGGCUGCUCAAUCUGCUUAG
This is a messenger RNA of Thermochaetoides thermophila DSM 1495, 585 nucleotides long. RefSeq lists its product as uncharacterized. Gene Ontology annotation, cellular component: membrane. Bases 1 to 585 code for a protein of 194 amino acids. The transcript is spliced from 3 exons. The record is from RefSeq and is a predicted model, not a curated record. NCBI's taxonomy places the organism in Eukaryota, Fungi, Ascomycota, Sordariomycetes, Sordariales, Chaetomiaceae.